GUACAAUGUAACAAGCGGUUGAUUUGUUUAAUAUUAGUAUUUAACUUUCAAUUUUUUUCGUACUUCUAUUAUUUGCAUAUAUCCCAACAUGGUAAAUGUUCAUUUGGGAUCAGAUCCCAGCAACGAACGUAUCAAAUGCAAUUUAGGAGGAGGCCUCAGUAGAAUACGAGAAGAAAUAACGGUCGAACCUGUUCUAGUAUUGUUUAUGUUAUCGUCCAGUAUUUCGGCUCUUGCAAUUGAAAAUUUGAAUUUAGAAAAAUCGUGUUACGUCAAUCUGAAUUUAAGUACAUCUAUCUGUGACGCGAUGCAACAGCGUAAUCGUUCCGGGUUUAGCGAAAUGGACGAAAUUACAGUUCAAAAAGUUGUCGCCGCAGCAGGUAUUUGGAAAUCCGCUGCUUAUUGCGUACUCAUCACAGUUUUGCUACCAUUAUUUGGAUCUUGGAGUGACCGCAAUAAAACUGUAAAGAUUUUAAUCCUACUGCCUAUUCUAGGCGAAAUUGUAGCAAAUAUCGGUCUGAUAUUAUGCACUUACUUUUACUACGAAUGGCCCAUGGAAGUGAAUUCAAUAUUUGAAAUUCUGCCCACUGCAAUAACUGGAGGUAUUCCUUUGGCACUUGCUGGUGUUUUCACCUACAUGUCGAGCAACACUACCAAUGAAAACAGAACUUUUAGGUUGGGAAUUAUACACACUUUGGUUGUCAUAUGCAAAACAAUAGGAGGUACACUAAGCGGGGUACUGUACCAGUUAGUCGGAUUGUAUGGAGUAUUUUCCGUUACCUUAGCUUUGUACGUUCUCGGCGCAGUAUACACACAGUUUAUGUUACCCAGUUGUACAAGUACAAAGGACCAGAAGAGAUCUCUGAAUAAAUGCGAGCUAAUUGUAGACGUUGUAAAUGUCAAAAAGACUGUUGGAAGCUUCAGCUUUAUCGCCACAGAGGGCAGCGGGAUUCAAAGGAGGCAACUAUAUGCCAUCCUUUUUUUGGAUUUUAUAAUUGUAGGACCAUUUGUAGGUCAAGCGUCAGUCAUGUACUUAUAUACGAGGCUUCGGUUUAAUUGGGACGCAAUGGACUAUAGCGUAUUUGGAGCUUAUUCUGCAGUGUGUCAUCUUAUUGGAAACGUGGGUUCCAUCGUUAUUUUCUCAAAGCUGCUAAAAGCCGACGACUCGAUACUGGGAGGUGUUUCAAGUAUGAGCAGAAUAUUGGGUGGAAUUGGAUAUGCUUUAUCACCUACAGUCAUUUGGUUUUAUGCGUGCACACUUCUUGACGUAGUUAACGGAACGGCAUUCAUUGUGUCCCGGUCCAUGGCCACCAAACUUGUUACAGAGAGCAAUAUGGGUAAAGUAAACUCCUUGUUUGGAGUGAUAGAAGCCUUGUCGGCGUUGGCUUGCACACCGGCGUACAGUGCAUUUUAUAGGGUUACCAUUGAGAUAUUUCCAGGGGCGUUUAAUAUCUUAGGAGUUAUUGUUACCUUACCUGCAAUACUAAUAUACAUUUGGUUGUACAUAAGAAGGGAUGUUCGAGCUUGAAACUAGCCAUUCGACGGAUGACGAUUUAGCGUUGUACACUAGACAUAGAAUGAUAAGCGCAAUUGAGAUGUAGGCCUUUGCACAUCCAGAUGUAUUUAAACAAGCCUUCGAAACUAGACUUAUGCAAAACCACCCCCUAUGCAAAUAGCAAUGCAUUUUAGUAAUAAACCGAUACAACUGAAUAUCGAAGGAUUUUCAGUAUUACAAUCAC
Messenger RNA from Photinus pyralis (common eastern firefly), 1736 nucleotides. Its product is annotated as proton-coupled folate transporter-like. Gene Ontology annotation, biological process: transmembrane transport. The transcript has 7 exons. The coding region runs from base 89 to 1525 and encodes 478 amino acids. Gene Ontology annotation, cellular component: membrane. Gene Ontology annotation, molecular function: transmembrane transporter activity. The record is from RefSeq and is a predicted model, not a curated record. NCBI's taxonomy places the organism in Eukaryota, Metazoa, Arthropoda, Insecta, Coleoptera, Lampyridae.